AUGACAAUGAUUUUCAGGACAUCGAGGCCCACGCGAAGUUGCGCGACAGACGAGGGACAGCAAGCCCUGCGCGAGGCGCGCAUUGUUCAAGAGCAAGACGAUGCUGGCGAAGGUGGGAGAGGACGUGGACGUACCACCAACGAGGACAGGCUUGCUGGAGAGGAAGGCACGGAAGAAGUUGUCUUGCGCCACGACGUCCAGGAUGCGAUGUCUGCCGCUGCUUGCGCCGUGCACGCCCUACCGACUACCACCUCUACCUUCGAAUCAUGUUUGCACACGCCUCAUGCUACCUGCACCGCGCACACACAUGCACCGGCUAUUCCCCCGCCUUCAAACCACCCAGCUGCCACAAAUUCUGCUGCGCACAACGCGCAUGCGCACACGGCAUCCACCUCCGCUUCCAGACCGCCCACCACCCACUGCCCACUGCACACUGCCCACGCCUGCAGCUGCUCGUAUCGCGCAAACACUGCCAACUGCUGCCUCUGCCUCCAAACCGCUUUCGCGCGCGCCGCCUGCUGCCCAUACCACGCACGCACACGCGGCAUCCACCUCCGCCUCCAGACUGCCCACCGCCCAAGCCUGCUGCUGCUCGUACCACGCACACGCACACGCCGACUGUGCCCCCGCCUUCGAACCACUCACCUCCCACACAUUCUGCUGCACGCAAUGCGCACACGCACACAGAAUCCACCUCCGCUUCCAGACUGCCUACUGCCCACUGCCCAUCGCCCACCCCCCACCCCCCAUGCCUGCAGCUGCUUGUACCGCGCACACACUGCCGACUGCUGCCUCUGCUUCCGAACCGCUUUCGCGUGCGCUGCCUGCUGCCCUCAUCGCGCACGCGCACAUGCCGACUGUGCCCCCUCCUUCGAACCACUCACCUCCCGCACAUUCCGCUGCGCGCAGCGCGCACACGCACGCAGAAUCCACCUCCGCUUCCAGACCGCCCACCGCCCACCGCCUGUCGCCCACUGCCCACCGCCCGUUGCCCACCGCCCACUGCCCACGCCUGCAGCUGCUCGUACCGUGCACACACCGCCGACUGCCGCCUCUGCCUCCGAACCGCUGUCGCGUGCGCCGCCUGCUGCCCGCACCACGCACAAUCCACCUGCACCUCCCAACUGCCCAUUGCCCAUUGCCCACCGCCCAUUGCCCAUUGCCUUCAGCUGCUCGUACCGCGCACACACCGCCAAUUGCUUCCUCUGCCUCCGAACUGCUGUCGCGCGCGCCACACAUACCCCUACCUCCAACAUAUGCAAACCCUUUGAGGCAGACAAGACGACGGACUACAACGAGCUUGACAUGUAUGUCACUAUGCUGGACAUUGCACUCACCAGCAUCGACUAG
This is a messenger RNA of Heterobasidion irregulare TC 32-1, 1350 nucleotides long. RefSeq lists its product as uncharacterized. The coding region runs from base 1 to 1350 and encodes 449 amino acids. The record is from RefSeq and is a predicted model, not a curated record. The transcript has 3 exons. NCBI's taxonomy places the organism in Eukaryota, Fungi, Basidiomycota, Agaricomycetes, Russulales, Bondarzewiaceae.